Molecule: messenger RNA, 1689 nt
Organism: Penicillium macrosclerotiorum
Lineage: Eukaryota; Fungi; Ascomycota; Eurotiomycetes; Eurotiales; Aspergillaceae
Product: MFS transporter
Exons: 5
Coding region: 1-1689 (562 amino acids)
Biological process (GO): transmembrane transport
Molecular function (GO): transmembrane transporter activity
Source: RefSeq, a predicted model, not a curated record
AUGCCUCGAUCUAAUUCCAGAGCAAAUGAUAGAAAAGCCAAGGCAUCUACCGGAGCCCCAGGCCCCAAGCCUCCGGCUCAGUCUAAUAUUGCCAUUCCUACUUCCCCGGCUACAAUCGAACGAGGAACCCAAACAGACUUAACAGGGGUUUUAACAAGAAAAAAGGAAGUUGAACAUAGAGACUCUGCCAGUGUUCAAACCUUGAUUGCAGACAACAGCCCACCCCAAACAUAUUCCGACUCGGCGCUGAGCUCGCAUUCUCCCCCAAACGGGACAACAGAAGCCAAAGACAACUUGAUUGUGGGUUGGAAUGGACCUCAUGACCCGGAACAUCCCCAGAACUUCUCUAAAACUCGCAAGUGGGUGAUCACCGUUAUACUCGGUCUGAUGACGAUCUGUGUGACAUUUGCUUCGUCUGUCUUCAGUACAGCAACAAAAGUCACGGCAGAAAAGUUCAAAGUUUCACAGGAGGUAAUGGUAUUGGCUACAAGCUUGUUCGUUCUUGGAUUCGCCUUUGGUCCUAUUAUUUUUGGUCCCAUGUCAGAGUUAUACGGGCGGAAGCGACCAUUGUUUGCCGGCCUCUUCAUCUUCGCAGUUUUCCAAAUUCCAGUCGCUGUAUCGCAAAAUUUGCAAACUAUCUUCAUCUGUCGCUUCAUAGGCGGACUUUUUGCGAGUGCACCGCUAGCAAUAGCCUCUGGUAUUUUAGCAGACUUGUUCGGACCAGUAGAGCGGGGAAUUGCAGUUUCCAUAUUCGCUGGGGCUACCUUUAUUGGACCUGUUGCCGGGCCAAUUGUGGGUGGCUUCAUCACUAUAUCGCACCUAGGGUGGAGAUGGACAGAAUAUAUCACAGCUAUAAUGGCCUUCUUUUUCUCGACCAUUGGGUUGAUCCUCAUCCCCGAGACUUUUGAAGGAACUUUACUUACAAAAAGAGCAUGGCGGCGACGAUUUGAAACCAAGAACUGGGCUCUUCAUGCAAAGGCAGAAGAAAGAAAAGUCGAUAUAAAGGAUAUUGCAACUAGAUUCCUCAUUAGGCCCUUCAUAAUGCUGGGUCAGGAGCCGAUUCUUCUGCUCAUCACAUUAUAUAUGGGUUUCAUCUAUGGAUUCCUCUAUCUGUGCUUCGAGGCAUACCCUAUUUCAUUCCAGGAAGUACGGGGCUGGAAUGAUGGGGUGGGUGCUUUGCCUUUUGUCAGCAUUACAGUUGGAGUGAUUAUAGGGUGUGCGAUCAUCAUAGGAUUCUCUUUGACCAGAUAUCGGCGUAUCCUACAAAAGACAGGCAAAGUCAAUCCGGAAGAGAGGCUGAUUCCUAUGAUGAUCGGGGGGAUUCUAUUACCAAUAGGAAUGUUUUGGUUUGCGUGGACAUCAUCUCCUGGUAUCAUAUGGGUGCCUCAGGCCCUUUCUGGAGUUUUUCUCGGAGCUGGAGUGCUAUUGAUAUUUUUACAAGGGCUGAAUUAUAUCAUCGACGUGUAUACUGUGUAUGCAAACUCGGCCAUUGCGGCUAAUUCUUUUUUCCGAUCGUGGCUGGGUGCUGUAUUCCCUUUAUUCGCGAGCGCUAUGUUUCACAAUCUAGGUGUAAACUGGGCCAUGACCCUCCUGGGCAUUUUAACUGGUUUGAUGUUCCCAGUACCGGUUGCCUUUUUUAUCUACGGACCGAAGAUCAGAUCUUGGAGCAAGUUUAGUGUAGGCGAUUAA